AAUGUAAUCAUAUGGACAGUUAUAGGCACUAAUGUAUCAGUAUUUCUAAUGUGGCAGUAUGCUAUAUCAAGCUACCAACAAUUUCAAGACCCUCGAUGGCUGAAGUUUAUGAUGAAGAACUUCAUGGUUCAUGUAGAUUCUGUAUCCAGUGGGCGAUGGCAUAAUCUUUUGGCAGCUUCUGUAUCGCACAAGGAUACUACUCACCUUGGAGUCAAUAUGCUGGUUUUAUACACAAUGGGCAUGGGAGUCAUUGAAGCCAUUGGCGCAUCUCGGUUUUUACUUCUCUAUGGUGCUUCGGGUAUUGCCUCUUCGUUAGCUCAUAUUGGAUACCAGAAAUACAUUCUACCCAGGUUGCAAAAACGGCCUCUUCCCCAAACCAUAGGUUCUCUCGGAGCUUCGGGAUCGGUCAUGGGCAUUACAACAUUUUUUGCGUGCGCCUUCCCUAAAGCUACUUUUUUGGUCUUCUUCAUUGUGCCAAUGCCAGCUAUUGCCGUAGUAGGGUUGUUUGCAGCAUACGACAUAUAUAAAGCUUCUACAGUCACCUAUGGUACAAUCGAUAGUGCAGGUCACAUAGGAGGGGCAAUGUAUGGUGCGGCGUACUGGUUCCUUAGA
Messenger RNA from Umbelopsis ramanniana AG, 612 nucleotides. RefSeq lists its product as uncharacterized. The transcript has 3 exons. Gene Ontology annotation, molecular function: serine-type endopeptidase activity. Lineage: Eukaryota; Fungi; Mucoromycota; Umbelopsidomycetes; Umbelopsidales; Umbelopsidaceae. The record is from RefSeq and is a predicted model, not a curated record. Gene Ontology annotation, cellular component: membrane. The annotation marks the transcript as partial.